Messenger RNA from Effrenium voratum, 1947 nucleotides. NCBI's taxonomy places the organism in Eukaryota, Dinophyceae, Suessiales, Symbiodiniaceae. The record is from the annotation of a GenBank genome assembly.
CCCCAAACUGAAUCUCCAGAGAACUGAUCUCACAGCCAUGAGACCAGUCGGUUUCACCAGCCGAGACUUGCGCUGCGGUCUUUUGGAACCCGUCGCGGAGUUGGAGAUGGAGAGACAGCCCCACAUCAGCGAGGAGAUGCAGGCUGAGUUGGAGAAUGAGAAGGGGCAAUCGCUGAGUGUCGAGGUGCCGCAUGUUUGCCGUCAGCUUUGGCCGAUUUUACACGUCCUUGCCUGGACGCUUUUCCGCAUCAAAGUGAAUGUCAGCAUGAUCCUCGACCCUGACAGCCCUGGAGGGAAGGUCUUCUACGGGGAUCACCUGCCCAUCUACCUGCGCAUGGCUGAUGGCAUUUUGCGCCCGGCCAUUUGCAGUCUGAGCUUGGUGCCCUUUUUUUUGCCAUUUGCCAACUGGGAGUCGCAGCUGCGCCAGGCAAGUCUUGCGGCCUGGUUCUCCGUGGCGGUCCUCUCGUCCCUGUUGGAGUUGUUGGCCCUCGCCGUGCCGGAGGAUCUCCAGGCGCCAGGCGCCUUCGACGGAGUUCUGAUGACCUUCAGCUGGGUAAGCCGACUGGGCCUCGGCCUGGUCACACAGGUCUCGCUCCCAGGUCUCCGGGGGAGGUGCUUCAGCUUCGCUUGGGUCGGCUGGGUGGGGAUCUACGGCUUCAGGGCCUUGGCGCGGAUGGUCCAGCUGGACUUGCCUGCAGCCUUGGACCACUUCUUCACUGGUCUUACGUGGAGCCUCUUGGCCGCGCUGACCGGUAUAAGCGCCCUGGCGUUGGGCCGCGAAGCUGUGACGAAGAGGAGGAUGCUGGAAGGCAGACAGGGCAGGGACGAGGCAUGUGCCAGAAACGCCGCGCGAUCCGCGCGCUUGCUGUGGCUUGGCUCUGCUCUGACAAUCCUCGAUGCCGUGAACUUGGUGUUGAUUGAAGGCUGCCACGAGAUUGGCUUCUUCACCUUGGACAACGCCCUCGUGCUCUCGACUAUCCUGGUGCUCCUAUUCGCGCUAGAGGUUUCAGAUCAAGUGCUGGAGCUGGGCUACAUGGCCAGGAUCUGUGGGAAGCGCAUCGCCUUCCCAGGCAAGGUGAACCGCAGCGCACAGCACUGCGUCGUCAGCUUUCCCGGCAAAUAUGCCGAAGAAUGGGAUGACGCAGUACGCAGAGUGCAGUUGGAGGCAGGUGCCUGCAGCCUCGCCUGCGUCUUCUUAACGGAUCGGACGUCAGGUUUGGGCGUGCAUGUUGAGAACCCAGACCAACCUGGCACCUGCUGGUGCAGGGCCCUAUAUGGGCAGGUGAAGGCAGAGGCGUACCGCAGCAUCGUUGAUGAACCAGACUCCGUGAGUGCAGAAGACCUUCGCUUCAAAGAGAUGGAUGCUGUGGCCAUGGGUCAAGUCUUCCUCAAGAGGGAUGGGCAAAGUGAUGAGCAGUGGAAAGCAGACAAGCAGGCAGCAGAGACAGCGGCACAGAGGAAGUGUGAAGAGAACGGCGGCCGCGCGCCGUGGGGCUGCCGCUGGUUUCACGAGUGGCAAGCCAACGUGCACCAAGCGGCGGCCCUGAAACAAACGCUGCACGUCUUCUACUUCGAAGGCAAAGUCGGACGUGGGAAACUCCCCUGGCAGGACCUCUCAAACGAGACUUCUGUCCAAAGGGCUCGCGAAGACAGCGGGCUGGGCGCGUCCCAGGCUGCCGAAGUCGCCUAUCUGAACAAGUGCGGCUUCCAUUUUGUAGAGCACGAUGUCGCAGAGUUCUACAACUUCAUGGUGGAGUGCAGAAACAACAUUUGAUGCGGCGCAACUCCCAGCAAUGCACCCCCAGUUCAUUUCUGGUUUGUAGAAGCAAACCCGACAGCUUUUGCAAUACUGUUUGUUCAUUGUUGGGUUUACCGCGUGAAUCACGGGACGCACCGUCCAGUGCUCAGCGGAAGUCUGACGCGGAAAAACCAUCGCGAGCGAGCGAA